UUGAUUUUCAAUCCCAAGAACGCGGUCUUCGAAUUUCAAACUCAAGGACGUGCCCUAGAGACGUACGUUUUUCUCUCAAGAUUUUAUGACUAGGGCGCGGUGGAAUGACGUCGAAACACUUAUCAAGGUCUUUUUGAGAUGGGCAUAACGAAUCCCUAGUCCAUCAAGGAAACUGCCAAUCAGCCUAUCCGGAUGCAUAGUCUUCACGAUUCGUCUGCGCGAUUCGACGGCGUGGAGAUGUCCAGGAGAGCGAUUGGACGGAGGAAUUAGCACUUCGACGAAGCUCUGCGCAAAGGGUGAUUCGUCGGGUGGGGGGAGGCGCGGGCGGCGACACCUUGAUCUCGUCGCGUCGGUCGUCGAGGCUAUGAUUGACAAGCUUCGAUUGACAACUGAAUCAGGACACCAACAAAUACGGUGGAGUGACUUUGCAGUGCUUGGGGAGGAAAGCUAUCUAGCAGCAUACCUCAGCGGUCCCUCCCUCAAGAGGGUAGCGGAGAUAAGCAGAGGGUUGACGUGGCGGAGGGAGGGUGGGUCGGGGGGGGGGGGGGGGGGGGGGGGGGGGGGGGGGGGUCUUGGCUGGACAGAGCUUCUUCGGGGUUGGGAAUGCUGUGAGGGAGUAGCAACAUUGAGUUGGCCGUUUGAAACAAUACGCAGCGCAGAAGCUGGAGCUUGCGGAAGUUGAGGGGGUGGUGAUUGAUUGCUUGCAGUUGAAGGCGCAGGCACGGAGAAGUGUCGGUGAAAAAAAAUGGCGGAGCACUUGGCUUCCAUCUUUGGCACGGAGAAGGACAGGGUGAACUGUCCGUUCUACUUCAAGAUUGGUGCGUGUCGCCACGGAGAUCGAUGCUCACGACUCCACAACAGACCCAAUGCCAGCCAGACACUGCUGUUUGCAAACAUGUACCAAAGCCCUGACGCCAAUAUUCAGACGGGAAUGGACCAGCAUGGAAAUGUCCAGCAGAUGGAUCCGAGGAAAGUCCAGGAACAUUUUGAGGACUUCUAUGAAGAUGUGUUUGAAGAGCUGUGUAAUUAUGGGGAGCUGGAGUGCUUGCACGUGUGUGAUAACCUUGCGGACCAUAUGAUUGGGAAUGUCUACUGUAAGUUUCGGGAGGAGGAGCAAGCAGCUGCCGCUCUUCGUGCACUUUCAGGACGUUACUACGCAGGCCGACCCAUCAUCGUUGACUUCUCCCCAGUGACAGACUUUCGGGAGGCCACAUGCAGGCAACACGAGGAGAACAACUGCAACCGUGGAGGUUAUUGCAAUUUUAUGCACUUGAAAAGAAUUGGAAGGGAUUUGCGUAGGAAGCUGUUUGGAAGGUUCAAGCGCAGUCGCAGUCGCAGUCCCAGUCCUUAUGGCCGAGACAGUGACCAUGGCAGUCCCAGGCGGAGGUACUAUGAUGAUCGGCAGUUUGAAGAACGCCGGGAUUAUAGGGAUCGACCUUGGGACAGAGAUCGAGGUGGAAGGGGUCGGUAUUAUAAUCGAGACGACAGAUAUCGGGAUGAGAGGAACCGAAGCAGGAAGCGUGAGCGGUCCAGAAGCUACACACCUGACCGAAGGAGACGCGAGAGAAGUCCGACAAGAGAAGGGAGUGCGGAAAGAAGGGCCAAGAUUGAGCAGUGGAAUAGAGAGAGGGAGCAGGCAGCAGCCUCUGUGGGAAAUGGAGGCAAUGGAGUGUACCAGCAGCGGUAGUGUUUGCAACUACAAACUGGUUGGCGGGGAGACAAGCUUUAUGUCGGUGCAGGGAAGCCCGUCCAUGUAUUGGGAGUGGACCAGAGGAGAGCAGGUGGUACGGCAGGCCGUAGCAUUUGCAUGUAUGGCAGGGAAGGUGACGCAGCUGAAGACUUGUUAACCAUUUUUUGUUGUUUUUCUUUUUCAAAUUUUCAUUAUUUUUUCUCCCCUUCUGUUUGCGCAGGUUAGAAGGAUUGCUUCUCUUUACAUGUGCCCGUGCCUCUUAUCUGCCUGUGUUUCUCUGGGCAGGUGUAGCAAAUCUUUCAGGUUGGGCAAGAGUCCGUUUGUUAGAGUGCAGGCUUGUGCCAUUCCAUUUGUUGAUGUGGCUUCUCUCCUAACAGAUCCCCUAACAACAGUGCGCUUGGGGAAAAUGGUUGUCAAGCACGGUUCCCAAGGGCCUUCCAUUUUCCAUUUCUUUCCACUCUCCCUUGUCCUUAGCUCUCUUGAUGUGACUCGAUUCCUAGGCCGUCUUUCGUCCGACAACGGGCGUGCACAAGACAUCAGCUCACAGAGCCAGGUGAUGGGGCACAGUCGUGCUCAGGAGGAGAGAUGCAGCUCGGGGCAACAAUGGCAGAGGAGGUAACACUGCUUUGGGGGAUCCAUCUGUCACGGGUUGAUUAGCAUGUAUGUAAUCUGGAUGAGGAGGAAGGACAGGUGGAUGAAGAAAUUGGGUCUUGGAUGUUUCUUGGCAGUGUUUUGGUCCAGGAAAGGUGUCCAGGUGCAUGCUGCAGGAAUGGGUUUGUGAAAAGGUGAAUGUUCGUUGUUUUUUGCGGAAACUUGUCUUCUUUCAGGGGCCGAAUUGUUUGUUUCCCAGUUGUGGCGAAGGUCACCCGCCUGUACUGUUCUCUGGUUGGGAAAAGGUCAUUGGCAACGGACUAGCCGUCAUUCGGACUGGAAAUGACUCUCUCUCCUCGGUCGACGAGCUGUCAGGAGGAGCCGUCUCAGCAGUUUGCUGUUGAUUGUCAGGUGUGUAGGUGUGCACCAGGUAGCGGUUAUAAAAGGGUCUCUGGUCUCUGGUAUAGGGUCUAUCCUAUUGGCAUAAGCCAUUUUACUGAGGUGUCGAGAGUUUAUCUGUGUGUUUUGUUAUCAGCAAAGCUGAAACUACAGUUGCCAAGGGGAUGGGAAUGUGUCUUUUUUUUUUUUUUUUUUUUUUUUUUUUUUUUUUUGAAGUCCAGGAUGUUGUAGAGGUCGGUUUCUGGACCCACAACAGGUACCUAUCUACAGUCAGCAUUGUAUCAUUUUGGUGGUUCUCUUCUCGAAUACUGUCCUCAAUUUGCAAGAGGCAAAUACAAUACAGAAAUUGAGUUACCCCAUUUUGUCUUUGCCAUUUGUUUUAAGUGUGGUACUUUCGGUUAUGUGCAGAGCGGAAGCAGGAUCGCCGUUAGUAGUUGAGGUUCAGUCUUUGCGUAUGGUUUCCUGGUGUACAUUGCUGCAUUUACAGUUGAGAAUUUGCAAGUGCUCGGAAACG
Molecule: messenger RNA, 3194 nt
Organism: Chara braunii
Lineage: Eukaryota; Viridiplantae; Streptophyta; Charophyceae; Charales; Characeae
Source: the annotation of a GenBank genome assembly